Messenger RNA from Papaver somniferum (opium poppy), 3519 nucleotides. RefSeq lists its product as uncharacterized. Gene Ontology annotation, molecular function: nucleic acid binding; RNA-DNA hybrid ribonuclease activity. The transcript is spliced from 5 exons. Bases 1 to 3519 code for a protein of 1172 amino acids. The record is from RefSeq and is a predicted model, not a curated record. NCBI's taxonomy places the organism in Eukaryota, Viridiplantae, Streptophyta, Magnoliopsida, Ranunculales, Papaveraceae.
AUGCGGGUGUUGUUUUGGAAUAUCAAUGGAGUUGCACGUGAUGUAGCUCAAGAUAAACUAAAGGAGUUGAUUAGAGAUUUUAAAACAGAUAUUUUUGGUAUUGCUGAACCAAAAGUUCCAUGUUCUGCUGGGUUCAGAUUUGGUUUACUAAGAGAAGGUUAUUCUUCUCAUGUUAUUAAUAAUGCUUCUUCUUCUAGUAUUGCUAAUAUUUGGGUUUGUUAUUCAAAUACUCUAAAUCUUUCAAUUGUUAAUGUCAGUAAGCAGGCAAUAAUAGUUGAGGUGGAUGGUGUUCAUGUUUCUUUUGUCCAUGCUACCUAUAUUCAGGUUACUAGGAGGAAUCUUUGGCAGCAACUUGUUAGUUCUGGUGAUGGUAUUCCAUGGUUAGUCAUUGGGGAUUUUAACUGUAUUCUUCGUUUGGACGAGAAGAAGGGUGGUCUUGAACCUAGAACCUCAGCUAUUAAUGAGUUUUCAGAUUGGUUGGAUGACAACAAUCUCUUUGAAGCUGAUGCUUUGGGAAGUAAGUUCACUUGGACAAAUAGACAAUCAGGUAUGACUAGAAUUAGACUAAAAGGAGUUAUCAAGGAAUGGAAUCUUCGUGUUUUUGGUAAUGUGCAUUCUAGGUUAAAGCAGGAUCAGUUGAGGUUUGAGGCAGCUGCUCUUCAUUCUGAUGAAAACCCGGAUGACAUUACAAAGUUAAAUAUUAUGAAGGAUGCUAUGGAUAAUCUUAAUGAUACUCGUGCUCAGUUGAAUACUAUGCUUAAGCAGAAAUCUAGAAAUAAGUGGCUUGUGGAGGGUUCAAGUAACACUAAUUACUUUCAUAAUAGCAUCAGAAUUCGUAGAAGUUCUAACACUAUUUCUGAACUUGUUGACAGUGCAGGCAAUACUAUUUCUGAUUAUGAGCUGCUUAGAAAUCAUGUUGUGCACUAUUAUGAGGAUAAGUUUAAUGGGCCGGAGUUGGAGACUGAUCCUAUUUUGUUUGACUAUGAUCAUAUUAGCAUCUCGGAGGAGGAAAGUUUAGCUAUGGACAGAAUUCCAUCUUCUGAGGAGAUUAAACAAGCAGUUUUUGAUCUAGGGGCAGACAGUGCUCCAGGGCCGGAUGGGUUUUCUGGUUGUUUCUAUAGACACUGCUGGGAUAUUAUUCAAGAUGACUUAUUAAGAGCCGUUAUUUAUUGCUGGAAUUCUGGUCAUAUCCCAAAUGGGGUAAAUUCUAGCCUAAUUGUCUUGAUUCCCAAGGUAAGAGGUGCUAAUUCUCUUCGUAAUUUUCGUACUAUUGGUCUCAGUAAAUUUUUCUUCAAAAUCUUUACUAAGAUCUUAGCUACUAGACUGGGGAGCGUUUUAGAUAAACUUGUUUCUGAAGAACAGGUGGCUUUCAUGAAAGGGCAUAACAUCCAUGAAAACAUUAGUCUUGCUUCUGAAUUGAUUAAUGAGCUUCAUAUCAAUCGUAAGGAUGGUAAUUUGGGCCUUCAGCUUGAUAUUUCACAAGCUUUUGACACGGUCAUUUGGUCUUUUGUCUUGGAGGUUUUUCGUAGUCCGGGGGGUUUUUUCAAGAUAAAUAGAGGUUUACGUCAGGGAGAUCCUCUUUCUCCCUUGAUCUUUGUUUUGAUGGAGGAUGUCCUUAGCAGAAAUAUCACAAAGCUUUUUGCAGAGAAGAGGAUGUCUUACAUGUGUGCUUCAGGUCAAUCUGUUUGUCGCCAAAAGAGUAAAAUUUAUUAUGGUGGUGGUUCAUUGAGUAGACGUAAUUAUCUUGUUGAUUAUUUGGGUAUGAGUGUAGCUACUUUCCCUGAUCGUUAUUUGGGUGUUCAAAUAAUGCAUGGUGUUGUGAGUUAUUCCAUUCAUAAUAUGGCUAUUUAUAAGUGGCCUAGCAAGUUCAUUGUGCAAUGUGAGCGUGCAAUUAGGAAUUUUAUUUGGUCUGGUGACUCUAAUGUCAGUCGUGCUGUUGUGGUGGCGUAUGAUAAAAUCUGUUGCCCUUUUGAGGAGGGGGGUUUGGGUUUAUCUCGUAUGGCUACUAUGAAUUCUGCAAUGUUGAUGAAGUUAUGGUGGAAGAUCAGUACUUCUAAGAAGAAUUGGGCAGGUUAUCUUAAGGCUAAGUUUUUUAGUCGAAGAGGUUGCAUUAAGACUUAUGGGGUGAAGUCUACCAUUCUUCCAGGCAUUAGAAGGGUUUAUAAAUAUGUGGAGGCUAACACUAAAGUUCUUCUUGGUGAUGGCAGGUCUACUUCUCUCUAUUAUGAUGUUUGGUAUGGAGAAAAAUGUUUUGCAGAGAUAUUGGAUGAUUUUACUCUUGACAGAUUGGUUUUGGUGAGUGAUUGCUAUAGGGAUAACCAAUGGGUUUUUCCUGAAAAUCACUUGAACUGUUUACUCGCGGCUGGUGUGGAUAUGCAUAAUCUUCCUUUUCCAAAUGUGGGUGAAGAUAAGAGAGUUUGGAUGCCAAACUUUUCAGGUGAUUUUUCGGUAAGCUCUGCCAAGGAGCUUAUUCGUCAGAAACAUGGUAGCUUCAAUGCAGCGUCUAUGCUGUGGAGGAAGGAAAUUCACCCUAGACUUGCGGCUCAAAACUGGAAAUUCAUUCGUGGUGCUUGUGCCACUUUGGAUAUCAUUCAAUCUAGGUUCAGAAUUCAUUUGGCUAACAAGUGUGUUCUGUGUGAAACUGAGGAAGAAUCGCUAGAACAUAUUCUUUUUCUUUGUUCUUUUGCAGCUCGUGCGUGGUCUUGGAUUUCUGGUAUCUUUGGUAUGACAGCAAACUUCAACAUUGUGGAUUCUUUCAAGGCAGCUAAGGGAAGAAGUGCAAUUGUCCGUGACUUGUGGCUGGUGGCGAACUUAGUAAUCAGGUCAGAACUAUGGGCUAUGCGCAACAAAUGCAUUUUUGAGAAGCACAAACCGAGCUGGGGUCUUUUUUCUAAAAGAGUGCUGAAGCUAAUACAAGAAUACUCAGUCCAUCUAAAAGGGUUUAUGCGCAACAGUGUGGAUGAUAUGGUGUUGUUGGAUUACUUCUGUGUGGUUCAUAGAAGUGUUAGACAUCAGCAGCAUAUUGAAGUGUUAUGGCAGCCUCCGGAACUUAAUGAGAUUCUAAUUUGUUGUGAUGGAGCAGCGCGUGGAAAUCCAGGCAUUGCGGGAGCAGGAGUGGUGGCAAGAGACUCUAGCUGUGCAGUUCUUGGUGCUUUGAAUAUUGGUCUUGGAGUUACUACAAACUAUUUGGCGGAACUCUAUGCAAUUAUAAUUGGUAUGGAAUGGGCAAUGCAAUGGAAUUAUGAUCGUAUUUGUGUGCAAUCUGAUUCAUAUGGAGUAGUUCAAGCUUUACAAAGCUCUUCUAUUCCUUGGUUUGCAAGAGCAAGAUGGGGGCGGUUAUGCAAUCAUUAUAUUUCUAUAAGGAUAAUUCACACUUAUAGAGAGGCGAAUUUUUCAGCAGAUAAGAUGGCUAAGAAUGGUUGUUAUCUUGAUAAUGAAGUGGGAAUUCAGUAUGAAGGAAGACCUGAUUUUUUAAUUUCCGUUGAAAACCCUAAUGUUUCCUAUUUUCGUUUCAAGUAG